Molecule: messenger RNA, 1128 nt
Organism: Rangifer tarandus platyrhynchus (Svalbard reindeer)
Lineage: Eukaryota; Metazoa; Chordata; Mammalia; Artiodactyla; Cervidae
Source: the annotation of a GenBank genome assembly
AUGCAGCUGCAGUUCCGGAGCUGGAUGCUGGCUGCGCUCACGCUGCUCGUGGUCUUCCUCAUCUUCGCAGACAUCUCGGAGAUCGAAGAAGAAAUCGGGAAUUCUGGAGGCAGAGGUACAAUCAGAUCAGCUGUGAACAGCUUACAUAGCAAAUCUAAUAGAGCUGAAGUUGUGAUAAAUGGCUCCUCAUCGCCAGCUGUUGUUGACAGAAGUAAUGAAAGCAUUAAGCACAACAUCCAGCCAGCCUCGGCCAAAUGGAGACACAACCAGACGCUCUCUCUGAGGAUCAGGAAGCAAAUCUUAAAGUUCUUGGAUGCUGAAAAGGACAUUUCUGUCCUCAAGGGGACCCUGAAACCUGGAGACAUUAUUCAUUACAUCUUCGACCGAGACAGCACAAUGAACGUGUCCCAGAACCUCUAUGAGCUCCUCCCCAGAACGUCUCCACUGAAAAACAAGCACUUCGGGACGUGUGCCAUCGUGGGCAACUCCGGGGUCUUGCUGAACAGCGGCUGUGGGCAGGAGAUUGACACCCACAGCUUUGUCAUCAGGUGCAACCUGGCCCCCGUGCAGGAGUAUGCCCGGGAUGUGGGGCUCAAGACUGACCUGGUGACCAUGAACCCCUCCGUCGUCCAGCGGGCCUUCGAGGACUUGGUUAACGCCACGUGGCGAGAGAAGCUGCUGCAGCGGCUGCACAGCCUCAACGGCAGCAUCCUGUGGAUCCCCGCCUUCAUGGCCAGGGGCGGCAAGCAGCGUGUCGAGUGGGUCAACGAGCUCAUCUUGAAGCACCGCGUCAACGUGCGUACUGCAUACCCCUCUCUGCGCCUGCUGCACGCCGUCCGCGGAUACUGGCUGACUAACAAAGUUCAUAUCAAAAGACCCACCACGGGGCUCUUGAUGUACACCCUGGCCACGCGUUUCUGCAACCAGAUCUACCUCUAUGGCUUCUGGCCCUUUCCGCUAGAUCAGAACCAGAAUCCUGUCAAGUACCACUAUUACGACAGCCUCAAGUAUGGCUACACCUCCCAGGCCAGCCCCCACACCAUGCCCCUGGAGUUCAAGGCCCUGAAGAGCCUCCACGAGCAGGGGGCUUUGAAACUGACUGUCGGCCAGUGCGACGGGGCCACGUAA